AUGGGUGACAGUCCGACGAUGUUGAACUUAAGCAAGCUAUUUCGACCUCGCCGGAAUAAGUUUGACGAACUAUCUGAAGACGAUCAACUCUGCGCAUUCCUUGCAACGUUUCCUACCAAACUUCAAUAUACAAAACCUGAGUUUUACUUUAUAUUAUGGGUCUUUUGGAGCCAACAAGAAGGAUCUCAAAACAAUAUAUCUUCCGGAGACCCUGGCCAAUGGUUGAUUCACGACAAGAUUAAAUCAUCGUUUUAUAAGUUUGAAUUGACUCUGUAUGACUUUGAUGGGAUAAUUCAGUUUUGGGCGCCAGUAAACACCGCCGGCAGACGUUCCCUUACAACAUCUGAUCAACCUUUUGCCAUUAACUAUCUUAACACUGGUCUCGAUAAAUUUAGGCUAUCUUCUCUCAAGUAUCGGUAUAAUAUUGAUGUGAAUAAGCAUGAUGUAGAAGACGACCCAAUGAUCAUUACUGGUGCACCAGCCAGCGCGUUCCUGAACCAAUUGCCGGAGAUAGUUCUUGAUCUGAAAGCUCACCAGGGGUGUCCACUGGUUCGCUCAGCUAUGGAGUGCGAAUUGUUGGCUUAUAUUGUGCUUCCAAUUUGUGAUCCUUCUCAGAACUGCUGUGUUGGUGUUGUUGAGUGUCUUAUGAAGCGCUCUGAUUGCUCUCUUGUGAUUUUCAAUCAGUUGAAUCAGGCACUGGAGAAAGUGGGUCUGAGUACGUUUGAUGUACGAGAAUGUCUGCCAUACAAAAGUAUACAAGGUCUCAAGCAUGCAAAGAAAGACAUUGAAGAGGCGCUGAAGAUUAUUUAUGAAUCUCAUAACUUGGGUCUUGCUCAAGUUUGGGUCCCAUAUGAAGAUGAGAAACAUGUGGGUUUUUCUUCUCAAACCAACCGAACUUUUGCACUCAAAUUAACCGGUUUAAAUAAUGGAUGUCUUGAUUGGUCUUACAACUAUUAUCAUAAUGCUUGUAAUAUGCUUGCUCUAAGAAUAGGGGAUGGACUUGCUGGAAAGACUCUUGAAAACCACGAACCACACUUCUGUAGAGAUAUCUCUAAAUUAAGUAAUACUGACCUACUAGUGUCAUUCACAGCAGAUACUAAAUGUAGUUGCUUUGGGAUAUGCUUAAGGAGCAUUGACACUAGUGAUUUUUAUUAUGUCUUUGAAUUCUUGUGGCCUAGAAAUCGAAACUAUGUUAUCUUGAUCGAGUCGCUAGUGUUAACAUUAAAGAGGUGUUUACCAAAUUUCAAGCUUGCUUUUGGACCGGAACUUGGUGAUGAAUUGAGAAUUAUAGAUGUGGAGAAUUCUACUGGAAGUAAAUUUGGACACUUUAAAAUUUUCAAAGGAAACAAAUUAUCACGAAUACCAUUGGAAUGCAUGCCAAAUGAAGCCAAAUUCAAGACAACUGUGAUUGAAUUACCUCGAAAGGAAAUCGAGCAACAAUUUGGAACAACCAUGAAAAAAGCUGCAAAAUCGCUUAAAGUUUCUUUGUCUACAUUAAAACGCAAGUGCAAGGUUCUUGGAAUUUACGAGUGGCCAGGACCAAAGUUUGUGAAGAGAAAGGUAAAUGAUUCUAGCAAGGAUCAAAGUGACAUGAAUGAAGAAGAUACCGGAGCAAUUGUAGACCCCUCGGCUGUCAAGGGAGAUAUUAAUUUUGAUGAAAAUACUUUGAAUAUUAAAGUAGAGUAUGCUGAUGAUAUAAUUAAAUUACAUCUUCCGCUCUUACUAGUAACAUUUAUAGCUCUUGACAAGGAAAUUGGCAAGAAGUUGAAACUGAAUCAUGGGAGUUUUAAGCUCAAGUAUCUUGAUGAAGAUGGAGAUUGGAUUUUAUUGGGUUCUGAGCAAGACAUGAAGUAUUGUAUAAGAAGUUCAAAAAAAUUAGAUAGCAUUGCAAUUCGACUACGUGUGCUACCAUGUGUACAUAAUAAAUAUGUAGCUUAA
Molecule: messenger RNA, 1938 nt
Organism: Lactuca virosa
Lineage: Eukaryota; Viridiplantae; Streptophyta; Magnoliopsida; Asterales; Asteraceae
Source: the annotation of a GenBank genome assembly